Molecule: messenger RNA, 3338 nt
Organism: Helianthus annuus (common sunflower)
Lineage: Eukaryota; Viridiplantae; Streptophyta; Magnoliopsida; Asterales; Asteraceae
Product: subtilisin-like protease SBT6.1
Exons: 9
Coding region: 137-3235 (1032 amino acids)
Biological process (GO): proteolysis
Cellular component (GO): Golgi apparatus
Molecular function (GO): serine-type endopeptidase activity
Source: RefSeq, a predicted model, not a curated record
CAUCAUUUAAUAUCUUCAACAAAAUCUAUGAAUCAGAGAUCCAUCUGGAAACCCCAAACCAAUCUCACUUUCCGGUUCCGAUUCCGAUGAGUGAUCGUUCCGACAACUUCAAUCAAUCUCCGGCAGCACCACUAUCAUGAAGACAAACACUCACAAUCUCUUCAAAAUAUCCAUCAUCAUCCUCUUCAUCUCAAUCUCAAUCUCAAUCUCCCUCUUUCACUUCACCAAAUCCCCUCAAACCCUAACCCUAACCCCCAAAUCACCUCGAACGAAUUACAUAGUCAGAUUCACCAAUUACAAGCACGCACACCACCACAAGAAGUAUCUCGAACACAACACGAAGAAGAAAUUCAACGCUUCUUCAAAUUGGGAAUGGAUUGAUAGAAAUAAUGCUGCUUCUAGGUUUCCGACGGAUUUCGGUGUUGUAUCGGUGGAUGACGAGGCGGUUAAUUCGGUUGUUGAAGAGUUUCAGAGGCUGGAGAUGGUUAAGGAUGUUACAGUUGAUUCGAGUUACCAGUUGAGGAACUUGUUAGGUGGAAAUGAGAAGGUGUUUGAGAGAAUUGGCGCGUUUUCGGAUGCGAAGAAGCGCCCUGGGAAGAUCUUUACUUCCAUGUCGUUUGAGGAUAAUCAGACAGUUGAAUGGAGAAGAGAACUUUUAUCACAUAAGUCACAAGUUACAUCAUUGUUUGGGGCAGAUGGGCUUUGGUCCAAAGGGUAUACAGGGGGGAAAGUUAAGAUGGCGAUAUUCGAUACGGGAAUUCGUUCGGAUCAUCCACAUUUCCGCAACAUUAAGGAGCGUACUAAUUGGACGAAUGAAGAUACUUUAAAUGAUAAUCUUGGACAUGGUACGUUUGUCGCUGGAGUGAUUGCUGGUGAAGAUGCGGAAUGCCUUGGGUUUGCGCCGGAUACUGAGAUCUAUGCUUUUCGUGUGUUUACGGAUGCGCAGGUUUCAUACACGUCGUGGUUUUUGGAUGCGUUUAAUUAUGCAAUCGCAAGCAAUAUGGAUGUUCUAAACUUGAGCAUUGGCGGUCCUGAUUACUUAGAUCUUCCGUUUGUGGAGAAGGUGUUGGAAUUGACAGCGAGCAAUAUCAUAAUGGUGUCUGCAAUUGGAAAUGACGGGCCUCUAUAUGGUACGCUGAACAAUCCCGCUGAUCAAAGUGAUGUUAUUGGCGUUGGCGGUAUAGAUUACAACGAUCACAUCGCCUCAUUUUCGUCACGUGGCAUGAGCACUUGGGAGAUUCCUCACGGUUACGGACGUGUGAAACCUGAUGUUGUUGCAUACGGGCGAGAAAUUAUGGGAUCGAAAAUCAGUACGGGUUGUAAAACGUUAUCAGGAACAAGCGUCGCAAGUCCGGUGGUUGCUGGUGUCGUGUGUCUACUCGUGAGUGUAAUCCCCGAAAGCGAAAGAAAACAUCUUCUAAAUCCGGCAAGCAUGAAGCAAGCGCUAGUCGAAGGGGCUGCAAAGCUUUCGGGCCCUAAUAUGUAUGAACAGGGUGCGGGUCGGGUCGAUCUGUUGGAAUCAUACGAAAUACUAAAAAGCUACAAGCCGCGGGCCAGCAUCUUCCCUAGCGUUCUGGAUUACACCGACUGCCCGUAUGCAUGGCCAUUUUGCCAACAACCGCUUUACGCAGACGCAAUGCCUGUUCUAUUCAACACGACGAUAUUAAACGGAAUGGGUGUAAUUGGUUAUAUCGAAAGUCCACCCGUUUGGCAUCCGUCGAAUGAAGAAAGUAAUCUUUUGAGUAUCCAUUUCACGUAUUCGGAUAUCAUUUGGCCGUGGACCGGUUUUCUCGCGCUUCACAUGCAAAUCAAAGAAGAAGGAUCUCAAUUUUCGGGUGAAAUCGAGGGUAAUGUAACCGUUAAAGUUUACAGCCCACCGGGUUUAGGCGAAACCUCGUUUCGACACAGUACGUGUGUAUUACAUUUGAAAUUAAGAGUGAUUCCGACACCAUCACGAUCGGUUAGGGUUUUGUGGGAUCAGUUUCACAGCAUCAAAUACCCACCCGGUUACAUUCCGCGUGAUUCAUUAGAUGUUCGCAACGAUAUUCUCGAUUGGCAUGGGGAUCACUUACAUACUAAUUUCCAUAUCAUGUUUAAUAUGUUACGAGAUGCGGGAUACUAUAUCGAAACACUCGGGUCACCGUUGACUUGUUUUGACGCUCGUCAAUACGGAACUUUAAUGUUGGUGGAUCUGGAAGACGAGUAUUUCGAAGAAGAGAUUCAAAAGUUAAGGGAUGAUGUUGUGAACACGGGGUUGAGUUUGGUUGUGUUUGGGGAUUGGUAUAACGUUGAUACGAUGGUUAAGAUGAGGUUUUUUGAUGAUAAUACACGGAGUUGGUGGACUCCGGUCACCGGUGGUGCUAAUAUUCCCGCAUUGAAUGAUCUUUUGGCUCCGUUUGGUAUUGCUUUUGGAGAUAGGAUUUUGAAUGGUGAUUUUAGUUUGAAUGAUGAGUUGAUUAAGUAUGCUUCCGGGACUAAUAUUGUUAAGUUUCCGAGUGGUGGGUUUGUGCAUCGUUUCCCGUUUUAUGACAGCUCAGAAAGUGGGGCCACACAUAGUUUCCUAGCUGGCGGUAAAGACAAUGCUGACUCAGCAAUUCUUGGCCUCGUAGAAGUUGGAGGGAGUCGAAUUGCAGUAUAUGGGGAUUCCAACUGUUUGGACAGCAGUCAUAUGGUUACAAACUGUUAUUGGCUUUUACGCAAAAUACUGGAUUUCACUGGCAAAAACGUCAAAGAUCCUAUACUUUUCUCAAAUUCAGUCAAAUUAGAAACACCAUUACACCAAGAUGACGAUCAAUUACCCUCUCGAAGAACUGAUUUGAAUUUCUCGACGUAUUCUGCGGUUCUCGGAAAGGAAUUGAUUUGCAGGAGUGAUUCCAGGUUUGAUGUUUGGGGAACAAAAGGGUAUGGGUUACAGGUUAGAGGUCGGAAUCGGCGGUUACCGGGUUAUAAAGCGAUUGAUCUUGGUAUGGGCUUAAAUUCUUCAUCCGAUAUCUCAAUUUCAAAGAGCCCCAAAAUUGUUGACAGAAGUAAAGAAAAUUCUUCGGGCAAUAAAUUCCUUGGCUUGCUGUAUAGAGAUGAUCUGGAUGCACCAGUUGUAUUUCCAAGUCAUUGGCUUGUACCUGCUGCUGUUGGUGUUUUAGGGAUUUUGCUUCUUAUAAAUUUCUGGAGAAUCAGGCAAAAGAGGCGUAGAAGACGGAAAGGAUCUAAUAGCUCCGGUCGCUUCUCAAAUCUCUAGCCAUCAAAUUUUGAGCUUGUGUAAUACUAGUUGAUUUUUGCAUAAAUAGUAAAAACCAAUAGCAAUUUUUAUAUAAAUGCAAGUUAUAUGAAUUUUGCAGUAA